Molecule: messenger RNA, 1962 nt
Organism: Hydractinia symbiolongicarpus
Lineage: Eukaryota; Metazoa; Cnidaria; Hydrozoa; Anthoathecata; Hydractiniidae
Product: ras-related protein Rab-36-like
Exons: 10
Coding region: 50-862 (270 amino acids)
Molecular function (GO): GTP binding; GTPase activity
Source: RefSeq, a predicted model, not a curated record
AAUUUAUAUAACUCUAAUAAAAAAUAUUUGUAUUAAUCAACUAUAUUGUAUGGAUGGAACAAUUGACACAUUUCCACAGGCAUUUACUGAGUAUGCUUGUCCAAGAAGAAGCCAAUUUAAUUUUCAUGUGAAAACACGGGAAGCUUGUAAAAAUGGGGCUGCUUCAAAUGUCAGUUUAAAAGUUGUAAAAAGUAUUGUGAUUGGUGACAUGUCUGUCGGGAAGACCAGUUUAAUUAACAGAUAUUGUCGUAAUCUUUUUGAAAGAGAUUACAAACCAACGAUUGGUGUCGAAUAUGAGGUGAAAAAGUACCAAAUAUUAGGCCAAGAAUUUCACCUUCAAAUGUGGGACACUUCAGGAGAAGAAAGAUUUAAAUCUAUUACAGGUGCUUAUUACAGGGGAGCCAAUGUUGUUACAGUGGUAUUCGACCUGAAUAGCCCUAUAUCGCUCACCAAUGCUAGUACUUGGUUAGAUGAUGCUCUGGAGAAGACGAAAAGCACGGUACCAGAAGUGUUCUUAGUUGGCAAUAAGCUCGACUUAAUGAAAAAGAAUGAUUUAGAAGCAAUGAGAGAAAGAGCAAUCGAUAUAGCGAAUCAGUUAAAUGCUGAGUACUGGGAAGUUUCCGCGAAAACAGGCAAAAACGUACAAGAGUUUUUCACCCGUGUAACAGCUUUGUGUUUUGAUCAGGCCGUUCUCAGAGAAAUAGAUACGCGUGAUGAGAAAUCUGGUAAAAUACAGAUGGGUAGUGGGAGUAUUAAAACGACUAAUCAGCCUACACAAACUAUAGUUCUAGGUAGUACGUCUUCGAAAGGAGUCGCGAUUAACGAAGCGUAUGAUGACAAAAGAAGCAGGUGUUGCAAAUAAUAUGAUGACGUCAUUAGUUUGGCAGUUUAAAUUAUCAGAUCUAUGCAGUUCUUAGUAGAUAUUUUAAAUUAAAAUAGAUGCAAUCAAACGUAUACUUGGUAGACAUACUCUUUCAGUUCACAGCUAUGCAUUGUGGUUACUUUGUUCUUCCUGGUGUCCGAUAUUUGCAGGUUUGACUGGAAUUUUCAAAUUUAAUUUCUUUUAAAAUUUAAAAUUUAGUUUUUAUAUCAAAGCAAAGUUUUAACAUUAUAUUUCUUUAGUUAUGGAUUCAUUUUAAUUGUGUAUAAUUUUUAGGAGCUUCUUGUUUUCCGUUUUCGUAAACUUCUUUGUUGUUGGGCGCUAAAGUGAUAAGAAUUAUGGUAAUAAGGCGCCAUUAAGACAAAAAUGUUAUAGCGUCUGAUUUAUCUUCUGCUGAUAAGGCGUCUCAUAUCUUGUUUUACUUUCAGAAAUAGUGUAUAUAUUAUAAUGCAUACAUAAUUUUAUCUUUUUUAAAAAAAGAUUUUUGUUGUAUUUUGUCUAUUUUUAUUUUAUUUUUUUUCAAUCUGUAUAUAUUUAUUUAGCGCAUGAAUGAAUUUGGAGAGAAUUAAAAUUGGAAGUACAUAUAAUAUAAAAAAAAUAUUGUGAAAUGUAUGUAUUUUCUAUUCAGCAUUUCUCUGUAAUUCUCCACUGUUUUUCUUUUCUGUGUUUUUUUUUUAAUUUUAUCACGCGGUAAUUGCUGUGAGAUAGUAGUUGGAUAGUAGCACUGUCUAUACAACAUUUACAACAAGCUUUAAGUGAAAAUUUUAGCCCAUUUUUUUCUAUAUAGUAUUGCCGGUGAUAUUUUUUUGAUUCAGAAAUUUUUCUACCUUAAUCCUUAUUAAGCCUCCAGUUUCCUACGCAAAUGUGAUAGAGCGACAAACCCUUUUAUUUAAAAAAAAGACAACAGGCGCUAGGAACGAGGUUGCAUUCGCGAAGGUUAAUUUUUGAGAAAAAACUUACGCGAAUUCCAUACCCUAUUUUUAAAAGUUGCGCUGACUGUUGUUUGCUUGACAAUGAUUUUUUAUAAGCGUUUUUAGUGUGGUAAAAUUACUUUGUCGCCCAGUCAUAGUGGCCGAUACUUU